Molecule: messenger RNA, 1227 nt
Organism: Symbiodinium sp. CCMP2592
Lineage: Eukaryota; Dinophyceae; Suessiales; Symbiodiniaceae
Source: the annotation of a GenBank genome assembly
AUGGAUGCCAUGAAGGCCUAUGUCAUGUGCGGCGUGCUCGUGACCACAUGCCUCAGUCAGCCUCAGAGGCCUGAUUGGACGAAGUUGCCCUUCAGCAUCAGCGGCACUCCCCCAUCCGCAAUGCAGGCGCUGGGCACGUCCUUGUGGAGCGACUAUGUCAACGGCUUCUACAUUGGCUUCCGGGAUAGCAGACUCUGGGAUGGCUUUGAUGGCGCCACUUUUCGAAAUCUCUUCGUCUACUACCCGGACACCGGAAGCCUCGAUGUUCUGGGCACCCGCGGGGAAAUACCUCCAACUAACAAUGAUGACGUCAAAUAUGAAGUUGUGCGCGACCCGACGACAAACACCAUCUACUUCGUCGGCGGACACACGGGUACUUGGCAGUUGGACGAGGCAUCGCGCACCUUCACGAAGUCCGUCUUCGGCGGCUAUAGUGCAAGCCGUGGUUUCGCCAUGGCGUGGAGUACUUUCAGGAAUGGCUUCUACAUCAUGGGCGGUUGGUAUGUGGACCCCAGCGUCGAAGGCGGAAAUGUCUAUUUGGAUGACGUCUGGUUAAUGGCCACUUCAGGCGGUGGCAGCGUGGGGGCUUCUUGCGGUGGCCCCACGGGAAGCUUUGUCGCGACCUAUGCCCCUGCGCUCAAGGGUGUCUUUACCUUCGGCUCGUAUGAAUGCAAGUCAGAACGAGGGGUUGGAGGAAGGCUACAGACCAAUUGUUUCGAAUACGACCACUUGAACUUCUAUUCCGAAGUGGCGAACACAUGGACAAGGCUGAGCCCAUCGGGCUCGACCCCACCGAAUGGCUGGCAAACAAACUCGUACUUGAAUGGUUUCGCCUUGAUGUGGAGCGACGCGGCCGGUGGAAUCUUUGCCCGUACCGGUACCCCUACCUUCGCCGAGUACUUCUACUCCGCCAGUGACAAUCGGUGGAGCUUGGUGGCGUCAACCGGCACCUUUCCUUCGGAAGCUUGGGUGUCUUCUCCAGCCUGGCGUCAAGCCCAUGGCAACACCUCAGCGGGCUACUACGUCCUUGCUGGCAGCAGCUCGGGGUCCAUUGAGAGCGCCUACUUCCUGGAUGCAAACGAGCCCGAGGUAGCUGUCAACGUGUCAGAGCCGGUGGGCACUUGUGAGGAGAGGACCACUAAUAAUCCGUCAGCGUCAUCGGGCUCCAUGGGACACUCCAUGUGCGGCGUCGCACUCCUAGGAUGCCUGGCGCUGGCUCUGAUGUGA